Molecule: messenger RNA, 2380 nt
Organism: Neodiprion virginianus
Lineage: Eukaryota; Metazoa; Arthropoda; Insecta; Hymenoptera; Diprionidae
Product: UDP-glucosyltransferase 2-like
Exons: 3
Coding region: 667-2259 (530 amino acids)
Molecular function (GO): UDP-glycosyltransferase activity
Source: RefSeq, a predicted model, not a curated record
UCAUUCACAUCAAUCAUCAAUGUGAAAACUCGAAUUAGCACAUAAGCAUCGAGAUGGAAUUUUAAUUAUUUACUUAUUUGUUUUGUGUAAUCCCUUCGAACCCUGUUGGGAAAGUUUAUGAAAAUUCAGUUUGAUCUGUAUAACUAUUUAUAUAAUUAUAAGAUUUACAUCACCAUUAUGCGGUUAUAGCACCUGACUUACCAAUAUAAGAAAUUCGUUACACAAUAGAAGUAGACAUAGACUACUGUGUAAACGCGAUAAAUUGAUACACCGUUACAUAAUAAAAUUCACGCAAAAACAAGAAAUCGACCGAUCAACUGACUUAUCUAAAAAAAAAAAAAUUGUAAAUAUUUAUGCGACAAAUUUUAAGGUGAUAGAUUUUGUUAGAUUUGUUCAGAAAAAAAGUGAUAUGUAAUACAUCCGCACCUCCGUAAGGUUACGUUAUUUUCAAAUCCAAAUAUUCAAAUACUUAUUACAUCAUUGCCACAAGCAUUUUUAUCCGACUGUUUGCAGUUUUUGGAACAUUUAUUUCUACCGGGUUUCAGAAUUUCAUGUGAUAAAUUCAAGACAGUACUCCAGUACCAAAAUUUCGGUGAUCACAAUGAAGUAUAACUAUUGAACUGAAAUUUUGAAAUUAUUAUGUAAUAGGGAUUAUUUGACGACGCCAUGUUGGUCGAAACAAGUAAAUCACAUUCUUUCACAGCCAUGGCACUUUGCACCCUCUUCGUAAUAAUUAUGACAGUUUGUCUAACGGAUGGAGCAAGAAUCCUAGGGAUAUUCCCAUACCAGGGAAAAAGUCACAAUGUAAUGUUCGAGCCCCUGAUGAUCGGACUGGCGAAAGCCGGCCACACAGUCGACCUUGUCAGUCAUUUCCCGUUGAAAAAGCCGGUGCCAGGAUUGAACCACAUAAGCUUGAAAGGAUCACUGCACUCCUACGUAAACAACGUCACAGCAUCUUUAGCUCGGGGGUACAACGGAAUCUACGGAAUGGUACAUUCCGUUUCAGUAAAGUCAGCUCUGGACCUCUGCAAUCUCAUGCGACUUCCUCAGCUGCAGAAUAUCAUAAACACAGACACGAAGUAUAACAUCAUGGUGACUCAGGUCUUCGGGAGCAACUGCUACCUUGCCGUAGCUCACAAGUUGAAGAUUCCAGUUGUGGGGGUCGUAACCAGCGUUAUAUAUCCAUGGAGUUACGGUCCUUUCUUCGGUGACGCUAAUCCGAGUUUCAUCCCGUCUCAGUUGGGGACAUUCACGAACGAGAUGAGCUUCGUCGAACGCGUGCAAAACACAAUAGAACAUUAUUACGCAAAGUUUCUAUUCCAUUACUACGACAGAACAGUGUCCGAUCCAUUGGCAAAAAAGUAUUUUGAUGAUUUGCCACCGUUAAAUGACUUGUACAAUAACAUGAGCUUGCUGUUGGUCAACAGUCAUCUCAGCAUUCACGGUGUUCGCCCAGGAAAUCCUGCCAUCGUUGAAGUGGGAGGUCUUCACAUCGACACGACUCAAGUACUUUCAGAGGAAUUGGAAAAGUAUUUAAAUUCAUCAAAGGAUGGUGUUGUCUACUUCUGCAUGGGAACGAUGGUCAGGUCUGACACUUUUGCACAGGAAAAGAUACUAGCUAUCUACGAGAGUUUUUCAGCACUUUCUAAUUACAAUAUCCUCUGGAAGAGUAAUGCCGAAGAUUUGCCAAAGCCAUUUCCAUCAAACCUUAAAGUCAUUCCAUGGGCACCGCAGUACGCAGUUCUCAAUCAUCCAAAGGUCAAGGCGUUCGUGACCCAUGGAGGUUUGAUGGGAACCCUGGAAGCGGUACACGCCGGAGUUCCCAUGAUUGGCAUUCCGUUUUUUGGAGACCAGGCAUUUAACGUGUUAGGAUACGUACACAGAGGAUUCGCCGUUCACAUCGACUACGACGACAUCAACCAGCUGACAUUUUCCAAAGCUCUGAAUGAGGUACUGACAAAUCCAAUGUACCAAUCGAAUGCUGCACGUUACUCAAGACUUUUCAAGGAUCGUCCUUUGUCGCCGUUGGAUGAGGCAGUCUUUUGGAUCGAAUACAUCAUUCGAAAUGGAGGCGAGCCCCUGAGGUCUUCGGCUCUUCAUCUAUAUUGGUUCCAGUAUUACUUGAUAGACGUUAUUCUGUUCUUACUAGCUGUACCAACGCUGUUUCUCCUGAGUUUAUUCCACGUUUUGAAAAGAGUUCUGCGUACUAACAAGGGUACCAAAACUCGCACCAUUCAAAAAAAGAAAAAAACUUCUUAAUACUGGAUAAUUGUAAUUUAUGCUUAUUAUUUAUCUGUCAAGAUCUUUGUACUGAUCAUUUCUAUAAAAUGCUUGUUAAAAAUAAUAAUUGCAAACUGUGCACAAGUGUCUGAUUUCGGAA